UGCGGUGGUUAUAAAGCCGCGCCGGUAAAUAAAAAGUAGCGUCGUCCAAUCUCAUAUUCAGUCGUGUUUGACGCCCUGCAGUGUGAGUGAGAAUCUUUUCUAUUGCGUUUUCUGGCUUCUACUAUUGAUUCAUUUUUCAGUUUUUUAUUCAUUCGACAAAUUUUCGACAUGUAUUGAGAAUUGAAUGAAUUAUGGCGAUCUUUCUGCUUUGGUUGCUGUUCUUCAACACGCACUCUUGUGAUAAUAUUUACAAGUUCUUCGAUGAGAUCAACGAGAAUUCAAGGAUUUUCAACUCCAUUGGCGCUGACAUAGCGUGGGAUGCAUCGCUUGAACCUAACAAAGAAGGGUUGGCAGAAAGAGCAGCCAAAUACCAGCACAAAAAGAUAUCCUGGCAACACGACGCCUGCAGAACAUUGUCGGCCAUGCACCAACGGCUUAUGUUGAACACCACACAGGAGAGACAAGCUUACUUACUGUGUAGAGGACCAAAAUAUUAUUUUAAAGAGGCUCGGGAAAUGAGUAACUUAUACGAAGAAUUACAAUCAAUAUAUUCUAACGUAGAAGUGUGUAUACCCGAUUCUAAAUACUCUACCAAUUUGACAGAGAAAGAGGACGCCAUUUUGAAUUAUAUAUCAAAAGUUAAACUGUAUUUAAAUAUGGAACACACAGAAUACGACUCUAUUAUUUCUGCAAAAAUGUCGGCCGGUAGAGUGGAGGAUAGCCUUUUAUGUUUGAAAGGGGAAGAGGAUUUUGAAAAGAUGAUGGAGUUUUCGAGGAAGCCAGAAGUUUUGGAAUGGCUGUGGUCAGUUUGGCGCGAAAAAAUCCAGAAGAUGAGAGAACCGUACAAAAGGCUGGUUGAUUUGGAAAACAAGGCUGCCAGAAGGAAUGGUUAUAAAGACAUCGGUGACGCCUGGCGUGACGAGCUGGAACUACCAGACCUCCGUUCAGUCAGUCGGCAGCUGUACAACGCUGUGAAGCCACUGUAUGCCCUGCUUCAUGGUGUGGUGAGGUUCUGUCUGCGGAGGGUUUAUGGCGAUGUCGUGGACGAGAGAGGCCCUAUUCCUGCUCAUUUAUUAGGUAACUUGUGGUCCCAACAAUGGGAUUCUUUGGCAGAUCUGAUAUUGCCUAGUGUUAUUAAUUUGGAUGAUAGAAUCAAAAAUCUUGGGUGGACUGUAGAUGACAUGAUAAAACAUGCAGAAGAUUAUUAUAUAUCAAUGGGUCUGCCAGCUAUGACAAAAACUUUUUGGCGGGAAUCUGUAAUUACGCGGGACAGUCAUAAAAAGGCACGCUGUCAUGGCACCGCAGCAGACAUGUUUAAAAAUGGCGACUUCAGACUUCUCUAUUGCUCAGGUAUGACGUUUGAAGAUUACUACGUUAUCCAUCAUGAAAUGGGACAUAUACAAUAUUAUAUGGCUUAUGAAAAGCAACCGGCGAUAUUUAGACAAGCAAAUUCUGCUCUCCACGAAAGCAUCGGAGAUGCAAUUAUGUAUGGUGUGAUGGCACCACAACAUUUGCACAGGCUCCGUCUAAUCAACGACUCUGAACUGUUUAUAGCAAAUAAGAGUCAUAACGAUAAACUUGGAGUAACCGAAAAUACAAAAAGUUAUGAAGAUGUAUUUACACACAACACACUUAGUACAACAACGUUUAAUGAGAAUUAUAAGAAAGUUACACCCAAAUAUAAUACAAACUUAGGCUUCUAUGAAGAUCAUAUAAAAGCAAAUGAUGCUAAAUUAACUAAAGGUGUAGAUAAUGAUGAAAUAUUGGACUUAUUAUCAAUUGAUGAUAUAUUAAUUUUUAAACAAGCUUUGAAUAAAUUGCCACAGAUUCCAUUUUCGUUGCUUAUGGACGAGUACAGGUGGAAAUAUUUUGAAGGUAGUUUGGAGAAAGAUUCACUCAAUCAAGAGUUUUGGAAAAUGGCGUUAGAGUUGCAAGGAAUUGUACCCUUUAGUCAUAGAGAGGAGGAAUAUUUUGACAUUGGUGCUAAGUUUCAUGUAUCUGACAAUACACCUUACAUACGAUAUUUCCUGAGCAGUUUCCUACAGCAUCAACUUUUUGAAAACCUUUGUAAAGCAGCCGUGUUUGGAUACAGGAAUGCGAAACAGCCACUUCCAGAUACUAUAUCACUUAACAGAUGUGACAUAUACGGGUCAAAAUGUGCUGGGAAGAUUUUGAAAGAUAUCAUGUCUCGAGGAUCAUCCCAACACUGGCAACAAAUUUUGAAAGAAACUACCGGAAGAAUGGAGAUUAGUGCGGCGUCACUAAAGAGAUACUACCAACCUCUAUACAAAUUAUUGACACGUUUGGUAGUAAAAUACGACAUUCCCAUUGGCUGGUAGCUAACUGAUUUUAAUCUCUUCAGUUUAAUCGUACAUACUAUUUAUAGAGCUUUGUUAUUUUAUUGCUUAAAAUUUCAUGUUAUAUUAUUAUAAAUAAUAAAAUUAAUGUGUUAAAAUGAUCAAGUACCUUUUACUUGAAUAUACUAACGCUUGACUUCUAUUAUACCCUUUAGAUAAGGUCUAAAUCUGGGCAUGCUAGCGUAAGAUGUACAUUGCCAGUAUGUAUUAAAUUAUUCGUAGUAUCUAUUAAUAUGUGCACAUUGCACACCUAAGAUCCAUGAGGUCUUAGGUCUCAUCUUCUGCCUGGCUAGUACCUAGGAGUUAGGUUUGCAAUUUUUUUU
Molecule: messenger RNA, 2680 nt
Organism: Bicyclus anynana (squinting bush brown)
Lineage: Eukaryota; Metazoa; Arthropoda; Insecta; Lepidoptera; Nymphalidae
Product: angiotensin-converting enzyme
Exons: 12
Coding region: 192-2339 (715 amino acids)
Biological process (GO): proteolysis
Cellular component (GO): plasma membrane
Molecular function (GO): peptidyl-dipeptidase activity; metallopeptidase activity
Source: RefSeq, a predicted model, not a curated record